Molecule: messenger RNA, 903 nt
Organism: Adineta steineri
Lineage: Eukaryota; Metazoa; Rotifera; Eurotatoria; Adinetida; Adinetidae
Source: the annotation of a GenBank genome assembly
AUGUUCUCCUUUGACGAUAAUUUACCAUUAAAAAUUAUUGCAUGGUUUUUACAAUUUCCUUUUUAUAUUUUUUGGUUUAUUUUAAAAUAUUUUAUAAAUAAAGAUAAAAAUGAGUCAAAUAUUGUUCAAGCACCACAAUAUCCAAAAACUAUUGUUGUAACAGGAGCUUCACAAGGUAUUGGUGAAAGUCUUGUUGAAUAUUAUUAUAAAAAUUGUCCAUCAUGUGAAGUAAUUAUUAUGAUUAGUCGAAGUACGGAAAAACUUGAAAAAGUAAAAAAUCGAUUAAAUUCAAAUAAUCAAAGGAAAUUAAUUAUUUAUCAAUGUGAUGUAACUGAUUCGGAAGAAAUGAAACGUAUUUAUCUUGAUAUACAUCGAACAUAUGGUCAGAUUGAUAUACUUUUUGCUAAUGCUGGUGUUUCAUUUCGACAAUUAUCAUUGACAAAUACAUUUGAUAAAGCAGUUCGAGAUGUAUUCAAUAUUAAUAUCAAUGGAGUUAUUAAUAGUAUUAUGCCAGUCAUUGAAUUAAAAAAUGUUAAACAAAUAGCUAUUGUAUCAUCUCAAGCAGCAUAUGCACCAUUCAUGUCACCUUUUUAUGGUACUACAAAACAAUGUGUUCUUUCAUUAGGUCGUGAUCUUCGACGAAUAUUAGCGAAAGAUAAUAUAGUUGUUAAUGUUAUUUCACCAGGACCUGUUCAUACACCAAUGCUUGAUGGUGUUAUUGCAACAACAACUAAACAUGGUGUUUCAGCAGAAAAAGCUGCUGAAAUCAUUUACGAUGGUCUUCGUCGAAAUCAAGCUGAAAUUGUCUUUCCUGCAGUUACUGGUGUUUUUCAAUAUAUUUUAAGUUUUUUACCAUUAUGUAUUGCUCAACCUAUUGCAAUGUAUCAAUUUCGCUUGAAAUAA